AUGAGAAACACAUCUGAAGAAAGCUUAAGCGACGAAACUGCUUCAUAUUAUUCGUUCUCGUCAGCUUUCGCGAUUCCCGUGUUGUCAUGUUACAUAAUAAUUAUUGCAGUAGCGAUUGUUGGCAAUUUAUUGGUUUGUUGCGCGAUAAUGGUGGACAGAAAUUUACGAAACAAUCCCACGACACUUCUUCUACUCUCUUUGGCGUUCUCAGAUUUGAUCACAGUAACGGUUGUAGCUCCACUGGACUUAGAAAUGUUUUUUGUACGCAGUGUCUGGGUUUAUGGGGAACUUAUGUGCGAGAUCGUUACCAUAAUAUUCCAGACUUCAGUGCCAACUUCUAUUUGGAUCCUCCUCUUCAUAAGCAUUGAGCGUCUCAAGAACCUCAGCGAUCCUCUGAACCACUUUCGUCGUUCUCCUUUCAUGACACGUAAACGAGCACUCAUUGCCAUAAUAUUUAUUUGGCUUUAUAGCGUUGUCUUCGCUGCAAUUCCUUCGAUGGGCUGGAGGGAUGCUCCUGGUGAAUCACUUAUUUUUGAAGAGGUUUGCUGGUUUCCUUACAAGAACGCUUACACUGUACUCACAACGUUCCUUAACAUAUUUCUACCAAUAAUUAUCACCAUUGGUAUUUAUAUAAAGAUUUAUCUAAUUGCACGUCAGCGAACAAGACCCGAGUUAGUUGGCAGUAGACUUCCCUUCGUACAAGAGAAUAAAACUUAUUUAGGAAAUAUGAAAGCAGCUAAGACUAUCGCCAUGUUUAUUGGCGUUUUCUUUUUUUGCUGGCUUCCCUAUUCAACGUAUAUUAUUCUCAUGAGCCUGUGUCACACAUGCUGGUCAUUGUUUCCCGAAAGAGAAGAUGAAGUUUACUGCUUUCUUCUGAUGUGUGGCUAUCUUAACUCGGCCCUCAAUCCCUUUGUUUUUGCACUCCGAAACGGAAGCUUUAGGAACACCUAUUCAAAGCUAUUAAGCUCAGCUUUAUCAAAGUCACCCUUAAACGCCAAGCGUGACCGCAGGUUGUCUUCUUUGUCAGAGCUCACCUUUGCGUCUGAAAUUCCAGAUUCAUCUGAUAGGGAUGUUCAACUCCAACGGAUACGACCCUCUGAAACUGAAUUGCAAAUCACUGAAAUCAUACUCCAGAAUACAAGUGAUUAG
Molecule: messenger RNA, 1149 nt
Organism: Porites lobata
Lineage: Eukaryota; Metazoa; Cnidaria; Anthozoa; Scleractinia; Poritidae
Source: the annotation of a GenBank genome assembly